AUCACAAUGUUGACCAGCAUCACCGAAGGGCUGCUGUGUUGCCUGAUGGGCAAAACACCCAAUGCAGUGGGGCCUCUGGAGAGCAUCGAGUCCAGUGACGGCUACAGCUUCGUGGAAGUGAAGCCCGGGCGGGUCCUGCGUGUGAAGCACAUUGCUCCAGCCCACCCAGCUGGGACAGAGGAAGCGCCCCAGAAAUCCGGAGCAGUGCACUGCAAACGGCGGAUCACGGUCUAUCGCAACGGACAAAUGGUCAUUGAGAACCUGGGUGACUCCGUGCGCUCAGACAUCCUCCAAUGCCAGAAUGGCACUGAACCCAACAGCACUGUGGAAGUUGACGUUUCAGAUGCAAACACCACGGUUCCACCCUCAGCCAACUCCUCUGCCACUGCUGUUAAACGCCGCCGGCGCAAGCCGAAGAAGACAGUCAAUAUUGACUGUUCCAAGUACAUCACCAGUUGCAAAGGGACCCACGGUGAUGUGGUCCUCUUUUUCAUCCAUGGCGUUGGAGGCUCUCUGGACAUCUGGAAGGAGCAGCUGGACUUCUUCACCAAGCUGGGGUACGAAGUAGUAGCCCCAGAUCUUGCGGGCCAUGGGUCCAGCUCAGCCCCCCAGAUUGCUGCUGCCUACACUUUUUAUGCCCUGGCCGAAGACAUGCGAAGCUUGUUCAAGCGGUAUGCCAAGAAGAGAAACAUCCUCAUUGGACACUCAUAUGGGGUCUCUUUUUGCACUUUCCUGGCCCAUGAAUACCCAGACCUGGUUCAUAAGGUUAUCAUGAUCAAUGGUGGCGGCCCAACGGCUUUGGAGCCCAGUCUCUGCUCCAUCUUCAACAUGCCGACCUGUGUCCUCCGCUGCCUCACACCGUGUCUGGCCUGGAGCUUUCUCAAGGCUGGCUUUGCUCGCCAAGGCGCCAAGGAAAAGCAGCUGCUGAAGGAAGGGAAUGCCUUCAACGUCUCGUCCUUCGUCCUGAGAGCCAUGAUGAGUGGUCAAUACUGGCCCGAGGGAGACGAGGUCUACCAUGCUGAGCUAACGGUACCGGUGCUGUUGGUUCACGGAAUGCACGACAAGUUUGUUCCCAUCGAAGAGGAUCAGCGUAUGGCCGAGAUCCUCUUGAUCGGCUUCCUGAAGGUGAUUGACGAGGGCAGCCACAUGGUCAUGAUGGAAUGUCCAGAGACGGUCAACACGCUCUUACAUGAAUUCCUCCUUUGGGAGCCAGAGGCGGUUCCGGCAGGGGAUGGGCUAGAAACAGAGAAGAAAUAA
Eublepharis macularius is the source of this 1257-nucleotide messenger RNA. RefSeq names its product abhydrolase domain containing 8 (gene ABHD8). The transcript is spliced from 4 exons. The record is from RefSeq and is a predicted model, not a curated record. Gene Ontology annotation, molecular function: catalytic activity. Lineage: Eukaryota; Metazoa; Chordata; Lepidosauria; Squamata; Eublepharidae. Bases 7 to 1257 code for a protein of 416 amino acids.